Molecule: messenger RNA, 1257 nt
Organism: Penicillium brevicompactum
Lineage: Eukaryota; Fungi; Ascomycota; Eurotiomycetes; Eurotiales; Aspergillaceae
Gene: kat1
Product: putative 3-ketoacyl-CoA ketothiolase (Kat1)
Exons: 3
Coding region: 1-1257 (418 amino acids)
Biological process (GO): phenylacetate catabolic process; fatty acid beta-oxidation
Cellular component (GO): peroxisome
Molecular function (GO): acetyl-CoA C-acyltransferase activity
Source: RefSeq, a predicted model, not a curated record
AUGGCUGCUGACCGUCUGAGCUCGCUUCUGAGUCAUCUCAAGCCCGGCGCCGCGAGCGGUGUUGCCGCAAUCACCCAAAAGAACCCCGAUGAUGUCGUUAUCACACUCGCACUCCGCACACCUUUGACUAAGGCGCGCAAGGGUGGUUUCAAGGACACAGAGUUGGACUACAUUGUCUACGCCUUGCUCAAGGAGACUUUGUCUAAGUCGAAGAUUGACCCAGCUUUGAUUGAGGAUGUCUGCCUCGGUAACGUUGGUGAAGGCAAGGCCGCUUACAUGGUCCGCGCCGCAGCCCUGGCUGCCGGUAUUCCCCACACUGCCGGUGCCUCAUCAGUAAACCGUUUCUGUUCCUCUGGUCUCAAGGCUGUGCAAGAUAUUGCAAACCAGAUCCAGCUUGGCGCCAUCGACGUUGGAGUCGCUCUGGGCGCCGAGUUGAUGUCUGCCGCUGGCGACCGGUUGGAGAAGCCUUUCAAUGAAGAGGUCCUGCGCAACCAGGAAGCUGCUGACUGCAUGCAACCUAUGGGCCAGACAUCUGAGAACAUUGGCAAGGACUUCGGUAUUCCUCGUGAGGAACAAGACCGAUACGCUGCUGAGUCUUUCCGUCGUGCCGAGGCUGCUCAGAAGGCUGGCUGGUUCGAUGACGAGAUCUCUCCCAUUAAUGUCAAGGUCAAGGAUCCCAAGACUGGUGAAGUCAAGGAAAUUACCGUGUCUCGCGACGACGGUAUCCGUCCCGGUACUACUUUCGAGUCUCUGUCUAAAAUUCGGCCCGCGUUCCCCCAGUUCGGUGACAAGUCCACAGGUGGAAACUCCAGCCAAGUCACCGACGGUGCUGCUUCAGUCCUUCUCAUGCGUCGCUCCAAGGCUAUUGAGCUUAACCAGCCCAUUCUCGCUAAGUUCUGCGGUGCCACGGUUGCCGGUGUGCCCCCUCGCGUCAUGGGUAUCGGACCAACUGCCGCUAUCCCCAAGCUCCUGAGCAAGUUCCAGCUUGACAAGAACGACAUCGAUAUCUACGAGAUCAACGAGGCAUUUGCCUCCAUGGCAGUUUACUGCGUGAAGAACCUCGGUCUUGACCACGCCAAGGUUAACCCCCGCGGCGGUGCCAUUGCCAUUGGCCACCCUCUCGGCGCGACUGGCGCCCGUCAAAUCGCUACUAUCCUGAGCGAGGCCCGACGCACAAAGAGCAAGAUUCUGGUCACCUCCAUGUGCAUUGGAACUGGCCAGGGUAUGGCUGGUCUGUUCGUCAACGAACAAAUCUAA